Molecule: messenger RNA, 3032 nt
Organism: Labrus mixtus (cuckoo wrasse)
Lineage: Eukaryota; Metazoa; Chordata; Actinopteri; Labriformes; Labridae
Gene: mchr1a
Product: melanin-concentrating hormone receptor 1a
Exons: 2
Coding region: 319-1398 (359 amino acids)
Biological process (GO): neuropeptide signaling pathway
Cellular component (GO): membrane; neuron projection
Molecular function (GO): melanin-concentrating hormone receptor activity; neuropeptide binding
Source: RefSeq, a predicted model, not a curated record
UAAUCAACUUCAGCAGCUUGACAGAGCAGAGCAGUCGCAACUCCGCAGAGAGCCUGACGGACUCCGACUGAGGAUGCUCUCAGUGGCUCCCGAUCCUCAUGAACAGAGGUUUUAAUCAUCAUCAGGAGGGACGCAGAGGAAUCAAACACGAUGCCUCUUCUGCGAUGGAUUAAACUGUUUCAAAUGGGAUAUUAAGCAUCACUCAGAGAUUAAGAAGGUUUUUUUCGUUUCGGGCUCUUUCUUUGUGCAGUUUGCUUCCGACUCAGGCACUUGUGAAUACUUCUUAACUUGGAUUUACUUUUGAUUUUUUUUUUCCAGAUGGAUUAUUUAAACCUCUCUAAUUUUUCUCUCAUAGACUCUAAUUCAACAACAACAACAACAGAUGGGACUCUACAUUGCAGCUCCAUCCUGCACGUCAUCUCUGGCAUCAUCUGCUUUCUGGGCAUCAUGGGGAACUGCAUCGUCAUUUACACCAUCAUGAAGAAGACCAAGUGCCGGGCCAAACAAACCGUUCCGGAUAUAUUCAUCUUGAACCUAUCGCUCGUCGAUCUCCUGUUUCUCCUCGGGAUGCCGUUCCUCAUCCACCAGUUGCUGGGCAAUGGCACCUGGCACUUUGGAGCGGCUAUGUGCACAGUCAUCACCGCGCUCGACUCCAACAGCCAGAUUGUGAGCACUUACAUCCUCACUGCGAUGACACUCGACCGUUACCUGGCUACGGUCCAUCCCAUUCGCUUCAACUACAUCCGCACACCUUGUGUGGCGGCGCUGGUGAUCGGCUUGGUGUGGGGUCUGUCUUUGCUCACCAUCAUUCCCGUGUGGAUGUACGCCGGCCUGAUGACUCUCCCCGAUGGCAUGGUCGCCUGCGCUCUCCUCCUGCCUGACCCGGUCACCGACAUAUACUGGUUUACACUCUACCAGUUCUUCUUGGCGUUUGCUAUUCCGCUGGCCAUCAUCUGCCUGGUGUUCUUCAAGAUCCUGCAGCACAUGUCCACCAGCGUGGCCCCGCUGCCUCCCCGGAGUCUGAGGGUGCGAACCCGGAAGGUGACCCGGAUGGCGGUGGCCAUCUGCCUGGCGUUCUUCAUCUGCUGGGCCCCUUACUACAUCCUCCAGCUGGUCCACCUCGGCGUGCAGAAGCCAAGCCUGGCCUUCUCCUACGCCUACAACAUAGCCAUUAGCAUGGGUUAUGCUAACAGCUGCAUCAACCCAUUCCUCUACAUCAUCCUCAGCGAGACAUUUAAGAGGCGGCUCUACAGGGCGGUUCGGCCAAUCAACAGAAAGUUCCGCGUGAACCCGAGCACGACAGAUGGUGGAAGUGUGAGCGUGAGGAUGAUUCCUGAGGGGGCUCAGCAGGAGCCGGCGUCAGGGGAGAUGAUACCAUCCAAUGUGGCCCCACAGUGAAUCAUAACCACAGAAGAAGAAUGGAAAUAAUUAGCCCUGCUUAUCCUACAUCUGAUCAGCUCUUUGAAUGGAACAAUAAGACAAUGCAAAGUGUUUUGGUAUGAUUGCCUAAUGUCUGCACAUCAGCUCAAAAAGUCAUAUUUUCAUACACUGGGAGCUCAAAGAACCAUCCCUAAUCCGUAGAUUAAACCUGUUCAAACGAUAAGAUACCGUUAUUUACACUGAUAUGAGUUUGUACGUGUUAUGCAGCUAAGAAAACUGUAAAACAGAUUUUAUAUUUAUGUUUCAGUGUACAUAUCUAAAAAUCAUUCAGCUGUACUUCUUGUGUUUACAACUUGUUCCUUGUGCCAUGUUUGUCAGAAAAAAAACCAUUUUGAACCGAUAAGGUCUGUGAGUAAACACGGCCGCACGACAUCAGCCUUUGCGUAUCCUGCGGUGGUUUGGAGCGUUGGUUGUGCAGGUCCUCAAAAAAUUAACGCUACCCGUCAAUACUAUCCAGAAUGAAUAUAACCGCUUCAAUACAAAACCAAAGCUGUGUAGCAUUUUCAGCGCUCAGCGCACACAGCAAAACAAAACAAAAAAACACCCUCGGCUGUCUUUGUCGAUGUGCUCGAAGCUGCCACGCUCAUCGAUGUCGCCUCUUCCUCACUGACCAAUCAAAAUCAAGAAGGGACGGGGCUUCUGAUAUCAGCUUUGACAACAACAAUGGCGGAGGAGAGGCUCGUCUGACUUUCCAGGUGUGGAGCCGCUGCUAAUGCCAGGACCUUGACAUUCCUUUCAUGUUCUUUGGUGAUAGUUCUUUGAAUAAAAAGCAAAUAUUAAGCACGCAGAGCUAUCUAAAACUGACCUGAAUGUCAUUACCGAGGGAAUGGAGGUUAAUUUUCAUAACCUACAGCAACACUGAUUGUCAGGUGAGAAGUGCUCUGAAACUGAGGUUGUGGACGCUGACAGCACAAGGACCGCCUUUAGAGGACACAGGCCCUCAUUCUCUACUUCAACUUUUAUCAUUUACCCUUUGGAGACGGAAUACAGUAUCGCCUAACCAGAGGCAAACGCCUUCGCCUGAAUCGACUUUGACGAUGGAAUUGUUCCCGUCAGCUUAUUGGCGUAUCGGUCAGAACAGUGGUGUGGGCGGGUUGGACAGCCUGGUCACUCAAGUCAUUUGCUUCUAGUGCACAAAAUGCACCAUGAACUCCUCUUCAUUUAGUUUUCCUCCUGGUCAGUUCAAAAUAAUUACAUACCAUUUCAUAGCUUGAGCACAAACACACGAUAAGAGAGGAAACACACACAUUUCUGAGCACACUAAUCGAGACAAAGACAUUCCUGAGACCACAGUGCUCCGAGACCAGGACAAGACAAAGACCAAGGCAGGGGGAGACCGAGACAAGACCAUAAAUAUCAGUAAAAAAUCAUCAAAAAGUAAUCUUGUGUGUAGGGGGUUUGUCACUCUCUUGAGACCAAGACUGAUUUUGAGUUCUAUCACUAAGUGAUUAUAUGUCUUUACAUUGACUGUGUUGAAUCUGCUUUAUAUUUUGUAUGUAUACAAUUUAAUUUAGGACUUUACAUGACGGGUCAAGGUUAAAAAAAAACUACUGAACUUUCAACCAUUUGGAGGGAAAACAUUUAGACCAAAG